This is a messenger RNA of Mesorhabditis belari, 228 nucleotides long. The record is from the annotation of a GenBank genome assembly. NCBI's taxonomy places the organism in Eukaryota, Metazoa, Nematoda, Chromadorea, Rhabditida, Rhabditidae.
AUGGUCUACCCAAUCCUAAAUCCCGGCACAAAAAAGCGUUUGGAAGGCGGAUUUGGAAAUAUGGCCGUUGCAGCUGCUCCACAAGGCCGUCUGCGGUCGGCUGCUGCUCGAUUCUUCGAUUACGGAUCCAAUUGUGGCCAGGUCUUAAAGAGCUCCUCAUCUUCUUUCUCCUCAAGAUCUAUCAAUCCUGGAACGCACUACGGUGAUUCCCUUGAAAAACUCCUGUCC